CGAUCGCGAAAAGUCUCGCGAGAUCUGGCCAGUUCGAGGGAAUGAUCCAGCCGAGCAGAGUCAAGUGAUUUCGGGAUCGACAGAAGGAGCGUGUAACUGGUAACACACAUGCCCGUGAGCACUAAGCAUGGACGAAGGCGAACAGAAGAGAGAAGAAAAUCCCAGACAAGGCGCUAGUCGAUUGUCUGUCAUCACAUUCGCGUGGCUCUUCAAAACGUUUCGCACUGGGUUCCGGCGCGAAUUGGAUCUAUCGGAUCUUUAUUACCCAUUAAACGAGCAUUCGAGUCAUAAUGUCGGCGAGCGAAUUUCUGCCGAAUGGAAGAGGGAACAAGCGAGAUGUAAAGAUUUGAAUAAAGGCCUCUCUCCUAAUUUGAUGAGAGUCCUCUUCAGAUGCUUCGGCAAAGACAUCAUGCUGGCUGGCCUCGUGCAGGCCAUGCUGGAAUUUUUCAUAAGAUUAUCUAGGCCGUACAUUUUAUUGCAAUUGUUGCACUACUCGAGCGAGAGAUCAGACAUGGCCAAGAUUGAAGCAUACGGCUGGUCAGCGGUACUAGUUACCGGUGUUUUCAUUGACUGCGUCGUCUGUCAUCUAUGCGUUCAAAAUCUCAUGCACACAGGAAUGAAGAUUAGAGUCGCCUGCUCCUCGCUGCUCUACAGAAAGAUCCUCAGUGUGCCAAUUACUUUGACGGAGAAUGAGACCAGCGUUGGCCAGGUGCUCAAUCUCCUGAGCAACGACGUGAGCAGGCUCGACCACGCGGUCUUCUAUCUGCAUUACAUCUGGAUGGCGCCCCUGCAGGCCAUCCUGGUCUUUUACUUUUUGUACAGGGAGGUCGAACUGGCCGCGGGCAGCGGCAUUUUGCUCCAGCUGCUCUUCAUUCCUAUACUCGGACUUUUUGGAAGAUUAACGAAUCGCCUGAGUAGCAAAUACGCGACGAGAACCGACGAGCGGCUCAGAUUGACCAAUGAAAUUAUCAAGGGCAUAAAAGCCAUCAAGAUGUACGCCUGGGAAAAGCCGUUUUCAGCGCUCGUUGACCGAGCUCGAAAAAAAGAAGUACAAAUAGUGAAACAGGACUCCAUAAUGACGGACAUGAGCUUGGCUUCGGAGUUCUACAUUCCCAGACUCUGCAUUUUCAUAACAGUGCUGUCGUACGUUCUUCUGGGAAGCAGCGUCAACGCCGAGAAGGUCUACGUCAUUACCGCGCUCUACGACGUUCUCCGCAUGAGCAUGUACACGCUCUUCCCCAUGUGUCUGCACGACGCGGCGGAGGCUCUGGUUUCGGUGAGGCGCAUCCAGAAGUUCAUGCUCAUCGAGGAGAUCCCUUACCUGCCCACCACCUCGAACCACGUGAACAACGCCGAGCCGAUCAUCCCCAAGGACCCGGCGAUACACCUGAAGAACCUCAGCGGCCAGUGGACCUCCAAAGUCAAGGUCCUCAAGAACAUCAGUCUGCAGAUUCAUCCGAUGACCCUCACCGCAGUCGUGGGCCAGGUCGGCUCCGGCAAGACCAGCCUCCUCCAUGCCAUUAUCGGCGAACUGCCCCACGUCAGCGGGGAAAGUCUGACGAGGGGUCGAGUAUCCUACGCCUCCCAGGAGGCCUGGAUCUUCGCCUCGACCGUCCGGCAGAACAUCCUAUUCGGUCGGCCGCUGGACGAGGCACGAUACGCUCGAGUCAUCGAUGUUUGCCAGUUGAGGCGAGACCUCGACAUCUUUCCGCACGGCGACGCGACGAUCGUCGGUGAAAAGGGAAUAAACUUGAGUGGCGGACAAUGCGCUCGAUUGAAUCUAGCGCGGGCAAUUUAUCGCGACACUGACAUAUAUCUCCUCGACGAUCCGCUUUCGGCGGUGGACGCCGCGGUCGGCCGGAAAAUCUUUCAAGACUGCAUCAAGACUCACUUGAAGGACAAGACUGUCGUGCUGGUCACGCACCAGUUCCAGUACCUCGAGGAGGUGAACAGGGUGCUGGUUUUGAAGGAUGGAACGAUCGAGGCGGACGGGACACUCGCCGAGUUGCAGAACGCCGGAGUCAACCUGGUCAAGGUUAUGCAGGUCAGCAACGAGUUCGAUGAGGUGAAGCUGCCGCAGAAGCCAGCGACCGAGCUGGCUUCCAGCGAGAACUUGUCCGACGGCCUCGAGGAGAAGAGCGACAAGCUGACGGAGAAGAAGAUAGAUGGCAGCAUCACGUUUAGGACUUACGUGUCCUACUUCCUGGCAAGCAGGAACGUGCCCCUGGUGGUGCUGGUUGUCUUCACGAGUUUCCUGCACCAACUGGCAGCCAGUGGAGGAGACUACUUCCUGGCCUACUGGGUCAACGCGGAGGAAAACGCAACGACGCACAAAAACGAAAGCUGCCCGGAGCACAUUUGCGACGCUCGAGACUGGUACAUCUACCUCUACGGGGGAAUCACCACUGCCACUAUAGUCAUGUGCCUCUUGCAGUCUUGGACCUUCUUCGAGAUGAGCAUGAGGAUAGCCAACAACCUUCAUGCCAAGAUGUUCGCCAGCGUGAUAUGCGCGACGAUGGAGUUCUUCAGCACCAACCCUCUGGGUCGAAUCAUGAACAGCUUCUCUGGGUGCAGGUUCUCGAAAGACAUGAGCAUCGUCGACACCGAGGUGUCGCGGGCGAUGAUUGAUGUCAUUCAAAACGCCAUACACAUAUUCGCGGCCUUCGUCGUGGUGACUACCGUCAAUCCUUGGCUUAUUAUUCCAGCUAUUUUCGUCGGCUUCGUCUUCUAUUUCUUCUCGCUGUUUUUCAUAAAGACCAGUCGCAGCAUCAAGCGCUUGGAGGCGAUAACGAGAUCUCCGGUCUUCGGCCACGUGAGCGACAGUCUUCAAGGCCUGACGACGAUCCGCGCCCUGCGCGCCAGGGAGAUUCUGAUCGACGAGUUCGACGAACACCAGGACCUGCACUCGUCCGCCUGGUUCAUCUUCUUCUCGGGUUCCCGCGGCCUGGGCAUGUACCUCGAUCUCUUCUGCGCGUUCUUCCUCACCUGCGUCAUCCUCACUCUGAUGUCCGUGGACAAGACCACACUGGCCGGCGACAUCGGCCUCGCGAUAACGCAGUGCAUGCUGCUGAUCAACACGCUUCAGUGGGGCGUGCGCCAGUUCGCCGAACUCGAGAAUCAGAUGACGUCGGUCGAGCGCGUCUUGGAGUAUUCCAAGCUGCCGAGCGAGCCGUACGAUAGAUCAUCGGCGGAACGAAGGCUGGAGGAAGUGACGGAGGCCAGUCCGCUGACCGACGCCAAGUUGGAGAUCCAAACGCCCACGAACGCCGUUGCUGCUGUUGGCGCCUGGCCAACCGACGGCCGGAUCGAAUUUAGGAACGUGUAUCUCAGAUACGACAAGCAGGGGCCACCGGUUCUCCGGGGAUUGAACUUCUCGAUCGAGCCGCGGGAGAAGAUCGGAAUCGUCGGGAGGACCGGCGCUGGAAAGUCUUCUUUGAUCAACUCGCUGUUUAGGCUGGCCUACUUAGACGGAGAAAUACUCAUUGACGGGGUGUCUACGAGCCAACUUGGUUUACACAAACUGAGAUCGCAUAUUAGCAUCAUUCCGCAAGAGCCCAUCCUCUUCACGGGCAGCCUGCGCAAGAACCUGGACCCGUUUGGCGAGUUCUCGGACAACGACCUCUGGCAGACGCUUGACGACAUCGGCGUCAAGAGCAGCCUGGAUCCCAACACAGGUCUAAACACCCGAGUCGCCGAGGCUGGCUCGAACUUUAGUGUCGGUCAGCGCCAACUGCUGUGCCUAGCACGCGCUCUCGCGCGCAAGAAUCGCAUCCUGGUCCUGGACGAGGCGACGGCCAACGUAGAUCCCUGCACUGACGAGCUGAUCCAGAGGGCCGUCAAGAGAAAGUUCGAAGACUGCACGGUGCUGACCAUCGCCCACAGGCUACACACUGUUAUCGACAGCGACAGAAUGCUCGUCAUGGACUCCGGAACUAUUGCGGAGUUUGAUCAUCCAUAUAUUUUGCUAACUGAAAAGAAGGGACUCCUGUACGAUAUUGUUCAGCAAUCUGGAAGUGGUGCGGCGCAGCUUCUCCUACAAAUUGCAAAAUUAAGUUACGAUAAAAAAACAAGCAAGGUAUGAGGUCCACAUUCCAAUUGUCAACCAUUUUGAGAGAAAUCGAAGGACUGCUGAAAAAGGACAUUCCAAUGAUACAAAAUAUAUGCGUUUGCAUAAAAAUUGUCUCACAAACUAUUAAAAGCGUUGUAAUAUUCACAA
Molecule: messenger RNA, 4216 nt
Organism: Nasonia vitripennis (jewel wasp)
Lineage: Eukaryota; Metazoa; Arthropoda; Insecta; Hymenoptera; Pteromalidae
Product: multidrug resistance-associated protein 4
Exons: 13
Coding region: 128-4081 (1317 amino acids)
Biological process (GO): transmembrane transport
Cellular component (GO): membrane
Molecular function (GO): ATP binding; ABC-type transporter activity; ATP hydrolysis activity
Source: RefSeq, a predicted model, not a curated record